This is a messenger RNA of Hansenula anomala, 648 nucleotides long. Its product is annotated as MARVEL domain-containing protein. The record is from RefSeq and is a predicted model, not a curated record. Lineage: Eukaryota; Fungi; Ascomycota; Saccharomycetes; Phaffomycetales; Wickerhamomycetaceae. Bases 1 to 648 code for a protein of 215 amino acids. The transcript has a single exon. Gene Ontology annotation, cellular component: membrane.
AUGUCCGAAUCAAUUGAAGAACCAAACAAAAAUCCAUUCACCACUAAUGAACAAACAUUCCCACAACAAAAUGAACAAACAUCUUUGAAAAGAACAAAUCCAAUAAAGACACUAUUCCAUAACAAUAUUUUUUUGAACGGGUUGAGAAUCCUUCAAAGCCUGUCUGUUUUAAUCACUUUAAUUUUAGCAAGUUUAUCAAUUAGAUAUUUCUUUAAAAAAGAUGAAAGAAUGGGAAUGAUUGUAUUUUUCAGUUCAAUUUCAAUUGUUUAUCAUAUAAUUCUGCUUCAAUUAACUGGAGAUAGUUUCAUUGUUUUAACUGAUAGAAUUUCUGAUCAAAAUUUGGUUUUAAUUUUAUUUUUAAUGGAGUUUUUACAAAUGACAAUUUGGUUUAUUGGGAGUUUGUUAAUUGUGCUGAGAUACCCUUUUUAUAAUUGCACCAGACAGGGAAGAUUUAAUAGAGUUGAUGGAUGUAAAUGUGGACAAGCCUCAUUGGGGUUCAUAAUUUUCAAUUUUAUUUUAUAUUUGAUUGGGUUCAUUGUUUUGUUGUCCAACAUUAGAAGAACAGAUAUUUCAAAGAUUAGAGCUUCUAAGAAUCAUUUUCUUGAUUUUGAGUUGAAAGAGUUUGAAGGGGAAAUUGGUCAAGAGUAA